GAAAUCCGUUUGUGGUGGAUUGCUACAGUAAUCCUACAUACAGCAGUCUGGACGAUAUAUUUGAUCACGACUAAAACCCAGAACUGGAGGCCUGGAUCAGAUUAGGUACAACCAAGAAGAAACAGAUUAAAUUAAGACAUGAAUUGAGCUGCGGUGUGUAAACCAGAGAAAACAGAGAUCGGUUGGAAACCUUUUCCUGGACCGGAGCAGUCUGUUCAUCUGACAGAUAAUUUGACAGCAGUUGGUUUACAAGCUACCUCUGGCUCGACAAGGCAGGAAGAAAGCUUUCAUUUAGUGGUUAAAGUGACCCCCCCUCCCCCUCCCUCCCUCCCCACAUCUUGCUAACUAAAUUACGUUCCUGCCCAGUUCUUCCCUAGUCUGCUAACCCCUUGCCGGAGAGGACGGCUGCGGAUCCAGAGGUGCUGUUGGAGGUAGCUAGCUAGCACGGCUAGUUCAUUUCACUAGCUAGCCUGCUAGCUACGCCUUGGAAUUCACACCAUUAGCUAACUGGUUCCUCCUGGGGCAGAUACGCCGAGAUGUCGGUGACGAAAGACCAAACACCAACCAAACUGUCCACCACCGAUCGGCCCAUUAAAGCGGUGCCCUACCCCCCUGGCUCCAAGCUGACGGUAAAGGACCUGUAUGUAGAUGGGAAGCCCAGUGUUGAGGUGCUCAAGACCCAUCUUGUUAAGGAGGGCCGUCUGGAGGAGGAAGCAGCUCUUCGCAUCAUCACUGAUGGAGCCAACAUCCUGCGACAAGAGAAAUGCAUGCUGGAGGUGGAAGCACCUAUAACAGUGUGCGGGGAUGUCCAUGGCCAGUUCUUUGACCUGAUGAAGCUGUUUGAGGUGGGUGGCUCGCCCAGCAGCACCCGCUACCUGUUCCUGGGGGACUAUGUUGAUCGAGGAUACUUCAGCAUCGAGUGUGUGUUGUUCCUGUGGACUCUGAAGAUCAACCACCCCGCCACUCUGUUCCUACUCAGAGGAAACCAUGAGUGCCGGCAUCUCACAGAGUACUUCACCUUUAAACAGGAGUGUAAGAUAAAGUACUCUGAGCGUGUGUAUGAUGCGUGUAUGGAGGCGUUUGAUUGCCUUCCCCUGGCUGCGCUUCUCAACCAGCAGUUCCUGUGUGUCCACGGAGGCCUGAGCCCCGAAAUCACCUGCCUGGACGACAUACGCAAGCUGGACCGGUUUAAGGAGCCCCCUGCGUUCGGACCCAUGUGUGACCUGCUGUGGUCAGACCCUGGAGAAGACUACGGCUCUGAGAAGACCCAGGAACACUUUGCUCAUAACUCAGUUCGAGGCUGCUCCUACUUCUACAGUUACCCAGCAGUAUGUGACUUUCUGAUGAACAAUAAUCUGCUGUCAGUAAUAAGAGCACAUGAAGCCCAGGAUGCUGGGUAUAGAAUGUACAGGAAAAGCCAGACGACGGGUUUUCCUUCUCUGAUCACGAUAUUCUCUGCUCCGAAUUACCUGGACGUGUACAACAACAAAGCGGCGGUGCUGAAGUAUGAGAACAACGUGAUGAACAUCCGUCAGUUCAACUGCUCCCCUCAUCCCUACUGGCUGCCCAACUUCAUGGACGUCUUCACCUGGUCGCUGCCCUUCGUCGGCGAGAAGGUGACAGAGAUGCUGGUUAACGUGCUCAACAUCUGCUCUGAUGACGAGCUCAUGUCUGAAGGAGACGACACCUGCGAGGCUGGAACUUCUGCUGUGAGGAAGGAGGUAAUCAGGAAUAAGAUCCGAGCGAUCGGGAAAAUGGCCCGUGUCUUUUCUGUGCUCAGAGAGGAGAAUGAGAGUGUGUUGCAGCUGAAGGGACUGACCCCCACUGGGGCCUUGCCUGUGGGAGUUCUGUCUGGAGGACGGCAGACCCUGGAGAGCGCUACCGUACAGGCAGAAGAGGCACGAGCUAUCCAAGGGUUCAACCCGCAGCAUAAGAUCCAGUCCUUUGAGGAGGCCCGAGGUCUGGACAGGGUCAAUGAACGGAUGCCCCCUCGCCAAGAUGCUUCUCCCCCUCCCAAUAACCUCCCAGCCAGUGGCCCACCUAACAAGAACGGGACCAACACACAGGCCUAGGCAUCUGGCCCACCUCCCUCUGUAUCCCUCUCUCCCGCUCAAAUUUUUCCCUCUCGACUCUCGCUCUCCCUCCCCCGCUCUCUGUAUCCCUCCCUCCCGCUCUCCCUCCCACUCUCCCUCCGGAUCCCUCCCGCUCUCCCU
Messenger RNA from Oncorhynchus gorbuscha (pink salmon), 2213 nucleotides. RefSeq names its product serine/threonine-protein phosphatase 2B catalytic subunit gamma isoform-like. Gene Ontology annotation, molecular function: calmodulin binding; calmodulin-dependent protein phosphatase activity. Bases 537 to 2072 code for a protein of 511 amino acids. The transcript has 13 exons. Gene Ontology annotation, biological process: calcineurin-mediated signaling. Gene Ontology annotation, cellular component: cytoplasm; calcineurin complex. The record is from RefSeq and is a predicted model, not a curated record. NCBI's taxonomy places the organism in Eukaryota, Metazoa, Chordata, Actinopteri, Salmoniformes, Salmonidae.